AUGGCGUCGAAAUUGCAGAUGCCAGUGGGCUCAUCAAAAUGGAUUGCCGCCGAGAAGGAAAAUAUUUUACAAUUGGUAGACCAGGAGAUGGAGGAAGUGGAGUUUCCCGUUCGCCAUGAACUCCAUUGGUUGAAUGAACAUAUGGCUGGCGUCUUUCGAGGUGAUCAACUUAAUGUCGCCGAAAUGUUCAAAACACCGGGGAAACUGCGAGGUAAAACGCCUCGCACUAUUAGGAGAAUGAAGACACCGGCUACGCAGCGAAUUCCUUUGAGCGAUAUAUUUUCUUCCCAGGUUGCCAACCCGAAUCCUCUUCCAUCAAAUCGGUUUAACCACGAGAUUUCAAAACUGUCUGUUACUCGAGAGCCAAUUCAUCAGCACCAAUGGGGCCCUACUCAAACUCAGAACUCUAAUUCGGAUUAUAACAAUGAUUCUGGCUACCAUGGGAUAGUCGACGAUGGCAAGAUGGAGCUAGACAUCUCUUUAACGCAGAAGGCAGAACUUGCCUUAGAGAGUACGAAUGUACUUGCGACUGAAUGUGAAACUGAAACAAAUGCAACGUCGGAAUCACAGCCAGAAUCCGCUCCAGAAGUAGUGGCAGCAUCCGAGUUUGAGGGUGGUGCCACAGUUACGCAGCGUGCCGAUGAGUCUACAAUACUAGGAGACGCUCCAGAUGAUAGCCCGUCGAUUGCUCGCACGAACGAUGAAUCAUUUCACUCCGCACAGGAGGUUGUAGCAAGCAAGGAUAACACUCUAGAUCCCGUAGACAUGGAUCACUCUCCCUCUCCCUCCCAUAAGAAAGCCUCUCUACCUUCAUCGCCUGUCCGUCAGUUGAUGGCAAACGAGACACCUCCCCGACCCCAGCCUCCUAACCAAAAAAGCAUUUCGACCGUACUCGAGCAACAAAAAAUUGAUAAUCUUCUUGAUCACUUUGAUGAUAUGGGCUCACCGUCUGAAAAGUCUACACCUGGUCGCCCUCUUCUUCGGAAGAGCAGUCUUAGCUUUGCAUCUCUACCAGCUAGAGAACCGCUGACUAAAAAAAGUAUUGGAGGUCCUAGGAUUUCUAGGAUAAGCCAGAUUGACCCUUCGAAAAGCGCCUAUUUUGGUCGCCCGACUGGAGCAAGAAUGACCCAACUGUUAGGUGAAGAGAACAAUCGACAAACCAGCGUUGCAGAUAGCGUGGACAAUGUGCAAUCCUCAGUUCACGGUGAAUCUGAUUCAGACGUCAAAGCUCCUACGCUACACACCAAAUCGUCAACACAACUACUUCACGAGAAAAUAAACAUGCUUGGAAAAACACAAUCAACAAGAAGCACUAAGUCAAUUGCAUCGACUGCUCCACUAGCCUCACAACAAAUUUCUUAUCCAGAAUUACCAGUUUCACGUAUUGUACCAUCCGACGAGGCUCCGAAGACAAGUUUUGGAGACGACACGCCAGUUGAUGAUGAUGUAUCGAAGCCUUUAAGUUCGCCUUUCCUGGUUCAAAAGUCUCAUUUUGUUCAGGACCAGAGCCUAGAGGCGGGAGAGAGGCCUAAAUCCGGACUACCGUCGAAUCCUGACCCAUCUAGCAGAUUCAGGUCAUUGCGGAUGGGCACCCCUGAGCGUCGGUCACCCGCACCAAAGCAUUUCAUUUCUCAUGGGAAGUCUGCGUCCGUCUCGUCACUAAUUGGCUCGCCUCGCCCCGGGACAGCAGGAUCCUUAUAUAAAUCUACCACUGUGGACGGAACACCAAAAAGUUCCACAACACCCGUGAGCUCGCCCAAGCGUUUUGAGGGGCCGUUGAGCGCGUCCAAGUCCAAGCUUCAGUCAAUCAUGAAAUCCGCUAAAGGAUUAUUUAGUAGUAAUGGUGCCUCGCCUGCAACAGGAAAGGACACCAUAUCAUCAAGUGCAAUUCGGCCCCAAAAUACAGGAUAUCCGAGUUUAAAUGGUGUGUUCAAUAAAAGUGUAUCUCGCCCAUCGACAUCAGCCAGCCCGAUAAAACAAGAGGGCCGUCGUACUCGGAGUUCGACAGAAAAAGAGGAGAGACACAGGGAGCAAAAAUUGAAGGAACGCCAGCGCAUUGAGGAACAAUUGGAAAAAGCCCGAGAAGUUGAAAGAGCGAACACCGCCCGCCCUAAAACGAUGCAAAACCCACCCUCCGUAAGGCAAAAACUAGAUGAUGUUGCGAUCCCCCCGGCUCCUGUGACCAAACUAAAUCUACCGAAGCAUCAAGCAGCUCCAAAACAGGCGGAGCCAGAAUUGCGUCGCGAGGAAGAUGCUAAGUUCUAUAUCCCAACGUUAACUCAAAGCCAGGCGAAGAAAAAUGAUCGACGAUUAGUUAAACCAAUAAGGGAGACACAGAAGGCAAGACCUCAACCCCUGUCUAUUAAAAUUGGAACUUUGUCACAGCGAAUUCCAUUGAAUUCUGCGACCCCUAGUGCAGUGGGUACUCAAGAUUCUAUCCAUACACCAGGAAUUACCCGACAACUUUCUGUUAAAAAAGCAAGCAUUGCUUCAUCGCAAACAAGCAGCUCCGCAGGUAGUUUCAAAAGCUCUACCACAGUUUCUAGUUCCAAAUCGAAAGCUGCUCUCACCGCUGAGAGACGAGAACAGCAACGUCGUGAAGCACAGCAGCGACGCGAGGCUGAUCGCAAACAAGAACAGCUGACUAUUGAAGCGGAACGAAAGGAACGUGAACGACUGGCGGCAGAAGACCCGAAGAGUGCCAUGAAGAAGCAGGCAAUUGAGCAAAGACGACUGGAAAAUGCUCGAAAAUUGCAGCAGAGGAGCCAGCAAACCGGUACCACGAAUGACACGGGUACUGCUCUCCAUUCUGAAAAAUCUAGCUUUCAGACUUCUCAGCGUUCAGAAAUGGGCCAAAUAAGGCCUGCAUCAAGGUUGAAUUCUGCUCAACCCUCAAGCAGGCUGCAACCCACUAUCAACCCUGCAAAACCACCUAAACGUGCUAAUGAGGAAGAAGCUGUGCGGUCAGUUUCGGGGAAGCGAAGGAAGACCGACGAAAAAGUUCCUAGUGAGACUGUUCGGCCAACGAUGGCACCCCCAAUUCGUCAGUCAACUGUCCGAAAAGUAAGUACAAAGACGAAUUUUGCCCAAGAACAACAAUUAAUGGGAACGCAGGAACUUAAGCCGCAAGCCCCUCCAACCAAUUUUGCUGCACCAUCGGCUCCGACCCCAGUCCAGGGCGGAGCGUCUAUUUUCAAACAUCCGCCCGCUGCAGCACGGCAAUUGCAACCUUCUGGUCACUCGCAGCCCGCCCACCCCUUGGAAAUGUCUAAAUUCGCAAACGGAAAGAUCCCAUUUGCUGAAUCGAACCCAUCAUAUGCCGGUUCUCACAAAACUCCGGGUAAAAUACCACAGCAGAAGAUUGUUCGCUCUUCCCCAGCAUACCCCCAUGGUGAAAAUAUUAAGCUUCCUGAAAUCCCAACGGAUAGCGAAGACGAGGACUCUGAGACCGAGCCAUACCAUGUACCCGAAUGGGCAAAAGAAGAAAAUCUUCGCAACAUCCUAAUAGAACAAGAAGGUCGAGAUGGGGAAAUGGUAUUCGGCCCCACGGCGCCAUUACAUAUGGAAGAGAUUUUCAAAGACAACAAAGAUCGGUUUAGAAGGUUCCGGGAAAGAACCAGUAGUGCCAACUGGGUUGGAACGGAUGGCCUGACAGUGGAGGAAGUUAGAUGGGAUAUCGAACAAAGGGAGAGACUGAAGAGGAACGGAGGAUGGACGUUUGGAGUUCAGUAA
Messenger RNA from Ophidiomyces ophidiicola, 3732 nucleotides. RefSeq lists its product as uncharacterized. Lineage: Eukaryota; Fungi; Ascomycota; Eurotiomycetes; Onygenales; Onygenaceae. The coding region runs from base 1 to 3732 and encodes 1243 amino acids. The record is from RefSeq and is a predicted model, not a curated record. The transcript is spliced from 5 exons.